AUGGCGUUUUUCUCCGCAACUGCAACCGUUCCUCAAAACCUCACCUUCGUUUCCUCUACCAAGCUCUCAUCUUCUUCUACGUCGUCGUUUAACUUCCUUUCAUUUCCCUCAUCUCAAUCCAACUUCUGCAAAACCAUCACCGCCUCUCCUCAAUUUCCACGCGCCCACGCGCUUCCUUCUUCCGCAGUUACAACCACCGCCUCAUCCUUCCAUGGUCUCUGCUAUGUCGUCGGCGACAACAUCGACACUGAUCAGAUCAUUCCCGCCGAACAUCUUACUCUUGUCCCUUCCAAGCCCGACGAGUACGAGAAGCUCGGUUCCUUCGCCCUAAUCGGACUUCCCGAUUCAUACUCCGUCCGAUUUGUUGAACCCGGUGAGACUAAAACCAAAUACUCCAUUGUCAUUGGUGGAGCUAAUUUUGGUUGCGGAUCCUCCCGUGAGCACGCGCCAGUUGCGUUAGGUGCCUCCGGUGCUGCUGCUGUUGUGGCGGAAUCCUACGCGCGAAUCUUUUUCAGAAACUCGGUUGCUACUGGUGAGGUGUAUCCGUUGGAGUCAGAGACAAGGUUGUGUGAGGAGUGUCACACGGGAGAUGUGGUGACGGUUGAGCUCGAGGAGAAUCGGUUGAUCAAUCAUACCACUGGAAAGGAGUAUCAGUUGAAGCCGAUUGGAGAUGCUGGUCCGGUCAUUGAAGCCGGUGGUAUCUUCGCCUAUGCUAGGAAAACCGGCAUGAUUCCUACUCGAUAA
Messenger RNA from Lathyrus sativus (Indian pea), 744 nucleotides. The record is from the annotation of a GenBank genome assembly. NCBI's taxonomy places the organism in Eukaryota, Viridiplantae, Streptophyta, Magnoliopsida, Fabales, Fabaceae.